Messenger RNA from Odocoileus virginianus texanus, 2007 nucleotides. RefSeq names its product protein arginine methyltransferase 8 (gene PRMT8). Gene Ontology annotation, cellular component: plasma membrane. Lineage: Eukaryota; Metazoa; Chordata; Mammalia; Artiodactyla; Cervidae. Gene Ontology annotation, biological process: peptidyl-arginine methylation. The record is from RefSeq and is a predicted model, not a curated record. Gene Ontology annotation, molecular function: protein-arginine N-methyltransferase activity.
CUCUUUCUCCCAUCACUGUGCCACCAAACCCUCGCUGGCUCUUAUGGGCAUGAAACAUUCCUCCCGCUGCUUGCUCCUAAGGAGGAAGAUGGCGGAGAACGCGGCCGAGAGCACCGAGGUGAGCAGCCCCCCAUCUCAGCCCCCGCAGCCGGUCGUCCCAGCCAAGCCUGUGCAGUGUGUCCACCACGUGUCCACUCAGCCCAGCUGCCCGGGACGGGGCAAGAUGUCCAAGCUGCUGAACCCGGAGGAGAUGACCUCGAGGGAUUACUACUUCGACUCCUACGCCCACUUUGGGAUCCACGAGGAGAUGCUGAAGGAUGAGGUGCGGACGCUCACUUACCGGAACUCCAUGUACCACAACAAACACGUGUUCAAGGACAAGGUGGUCCUGGACGUGGGGAGCGGCACCGGGAUCCUGUCCAUGUUUGCUGCCAAGGCAGGGGCCAAGAAGGUGUUCGGGAUUGAAUGCUCCAGUAUUUCUGACUACUCAGAGAAGAUCAUUAAGGCCAACCACUUGGACAACAUCAUCACCAUAUUCAAGGGGAAGGUGGAGGAGGUGGAGCUGCCUGUGGACAAGGUGGACAUCAUCAUCAGCGAGUGGAUGGGCUACUGCCUGUUCUACGAGUCGAUGCUCACCACCGUCAUCUUCGCCAGGGACAAGUGGCUGAAACCUGGAGGGCUUAUGUUUCCAGACCGGGCGGCUUUGUACGUGGUAGCAAUUGAGGACAGACAGUACAAGGACUUCAAAAUCCACUGGUGGGAGAACGUCUAUGGCUUUGACAUGACUUGUAUUCGGGACGUUGCCAUGAAGGAGCCCCUGGUGGACAUCGUGGAUCCAAAGCAAGUGGUGACCAACGCCUGUUUAAUAAAGGAGGUGGACAUUUACACGGUGAAGACGGAGGAGCUGUCCUUCACGUCCGCCUUCUGCCUGCAGGUACAGCGCAACGACUACGUCCACGCCCUGGUCACCUAUUUCAAUAUCGAGUUUACCAAGUGCCACAAGAAAAUGGGGUUUUCCACAGCCCCUGACGCCCCCUACACCCAUUGGAAGCAGACUGUCUUCUACCUGGAAGAUUACCUCACUGUCCGGAGAGGGGAGGAGAUCUACGGGACUAUAUCCAUGAAGCCAAAUGCCAAAAACGUGCGAGACCUCGAUUUCACAGUAGACUUGGAUUUUAAGGGACAGCUGUGCGAAACAUCUGUAUCUAAUUACUACAAAAUGCGUUAGCACACGUGGGAGGCUGCAGAGAGCGAGCGAGCCAGCCCGGAAACUCGCCUCCAUCUGCAGCUCGGCCACCAGGGACCCUGUUUGCAGGACGACACGAUCCAUCCUGGAGUGCCCUCGAGACUGGUGAACUCCGCCGGCCUCCCGAGGGCCCUGCCCCUGGACCAAGGGCCCCCAGCCCCUCGGCUCUGCUCCGGGGGGCCCUUCUCAGAGGCUCUGUUUUCCUGACCUUGAGCCACGGCCAGCGCUGCAGCCGGGCCCCGGUGGAGGAGUCCACGCGUGUCCCCAUCGUCCUCCUUAACCGUGACUCUUGGAUCCUCAAGUUUUGCAUGCUGCAGGCAUCUAGGUCUGAUUGCUUCUCUAGAACCUGGAGACUAGUGUCUUUGAUAGCAUAAGCCAGACUCUACGUGCGUGCGGCGGUGCGCGUGUGCGUGCGCGGACAGCUUCCCGGUUAGUUACUUAACUCCGCGCACCUGUACUGUAUGUGUGUGCAGAUACAGUCAAGCGGCUGACGUCCGUGUUCAUCACAGGAGUGUGUGUGUGUGUGUGUGUGUGCGUGUGUGUGUGCGCGUGCGUAGAAUAUAUAUUACUCUCAGAGGAGAUCUGUUGCUUUCCAAUAGAAAUUUGUUUUGUGAUUAGUUCUCUUCCAUCCCCAGCCCUUCCCAGCUAUGAAACGUUCUCUGUAUUAGCUCCAGUCUCCUUUUGACUAGACUGUGGCUCCGAAGCCUGGGCAUAGGACCACGCACUCCGUGGGCACUCAAUAAAUGCACAUGAGAGUGAAA